AUCUUUGAAUGGUCGCUCUCCGUUUGGAAUACUCAAGAGUCAUGAGAAUAAAGAGUAAUGAGAAGAAGCUCAGGUAUGAAGGCGAAACUUGAUUGAUUUGUACAAGUUCAGAUAUCUCCCUUUACUGCUUUUCAAGCACAUUUUGACAUGAAAAUCAACGAGACGUGAAGAUCAACGUGUGCCAAUGCGCAAUCGCUGCGCAAGGUUUACGCCCAUGAAUGCAUCAAAGUUGUCCACAGAGUUCCAUCAAAGAUGGCGUCUCAGCGUCGGCAAAUGAUGCAAAGCCAUCAGAGCUGGACAGAUGACCUGCCCCUGUGUCAGAUGUGCGGGGUGGGAACAGCCCCCAACUGUACCUACGGACCCGAUGGAAAGGACACCCAGAGCCACCCCAACGAGGACGGACACUUCAGGUUCAGAGGUGAGGAAGGCUGUUUCCUGUAUGGAGUGUUUAAUGGGUUUGAUGGGAGCAGAGUGUCCAGCUUCGUCUCUCAGUGUCUGACAGCAGAACUGCUUCUGGGACAGCUCAAGUCUACACACACUGACUCUGAUGUCCGCAGAAUUCUCACACAGGCCUUCGACGUUGUAGAGAAGAGUUACUUUGAGACAAUCGGUGACGCUCUUGCAGAGAAGGCUACUAUUAUAUCCCAACUACCUGAGGGAGUAUCGUUCCACCAGCUCUCCCCCCAGAGUCAGAAGCUUUCUGAGAGGCUGAAGGACCUGGAGCAGGAAGUGUCUGGUGGAGCUACCGCUGUUGUGGCUCUGAUACACAACAACAAGCUCUACAUCGCCAACGUGGGUACCAACCGGGCCCUGCUGUGUAAGUCAACCAGCGACGGUCAGAACCAGGUGAUCCAGAUUGGACGACCUCACACCACAGAGAAUGAGGACGAGCUCCAGAGACUGGCUGGGCUGGGUCUUGAUGUGUCUGGUCUUCGUCAGGCGUCUCUGAUAGCUGGUCAGUGCAGCACCAGGAGGAUUGGAGACUACAGGGUUAAAUAUAACUACACAGAUAUAGAUCUGUUGAGCGCCGCCAAGAACAAGCCGAUCAUAGCAGAGCCGGAGAUCCAGGCCAGCCAAUCGUUAGAGGGUGUGACAGGCUUCCUGUUGCUGAUGUCAGAGGGGCUCAUCAAAGCCCUGGAGUCCGCCCACGGACCUGAACAGGCCAAUCAGGAGAUGGUAGCGAUGGUAGCAGCAGAACUAGCCCAACAGGGAAGCCUAGAGGCCGUGGCCCACCCACACAGGAUGAACUCUGUCUCUCCUCUAGGUGGUCGUAUCUACCCAGUGUCGGUGCCCUACUCCAACUGCCCCAGCAGCACCAGUAAGACCAGCGUCACCCUCUCCCUGGUCAUGCCCUCUCAGGGGGGUACCCUCACCAAUGGGACCAACACAGCCUCCACUCUGGAGGAGGGCACACCCACACACACACCUGGCCAGAGUCCCACCACCACGCUCCAUUCCUCCAAUAACCAGACCACCCAGAGCUCCAGCUCUUCUUCAGGAGAUGGAGGCAGCCUCUUCAGACAGCGUGGCAGCCAGGCGGUGCAGCCAGACGAGACCGGGCGGGUCCCUCCCUAUGUUGACUUCACCCAGUUCUACCGGCUGUGGGGGUCGGACCACGGAGACUUCCUGGGGACACAGGGGGCCUCAGCUGGGCUGGGGCCUCAGUGAUGGAGGGGGACAAGAUUUGGGCUGAAGAGAGUGAUAACUGCUCUUGAAGAAAGGAGGUAUAGGAAUCUAUUGGAGGGGUUGUGUGAUGGAUUUUGGUGGUGUUGUGGAGAUUUCGAGCUGAUAAGGCAUCCUUAGGCAGAAACGGAUUUCUGUUUUUUUACUUUAUCACGACUAUUCCUUUUCCUACAGCUGAUAACGUGUUUACUACACGCAUAAAGGUAAUGUUAUUGAUGGGUCGGGUGGACGACAGGUAUGCAGGAAGGAAGGCUGAUCUAGCAUCAGUUUUUGCUUUAGAUAACAAUGAAUAAGAUUAUAUGGACAGGGGUGACCUGAUCCUAGGUCAUUGCUCUUACUCUGAAAUGCUUGAUAUGGCCCCAGAUCUACCUGAAUGGACUGAAUUCACCCCCAACACACAGUCAGUGAGUGUAUGUUGGCUGGCGUUUAACUCCUGUCACCUGCUCUUUGUCUAAACAAGGGAGGGAGGUGGGAAGGGAGAUGAAUGAUGUGGGUUAUCAGUCUGUCUGUGAACAAGGAGAGGGGAUGAAUGAUGUGGGGUUAUCAGUCUGUCUGUGAAGGAGGAGAGGGAGAUGAAUGAUGUGGGGUUAUCAGUCUGUCUGUGAACAAGGAGAGGGAGAUGAAUGAUGUGGGGUUAUCAGUCUGUCUGUGAACAAGGAGAGGGAGAUGAAUGAUGUGGGGUUAUCAGUCUGUCUGUGAACAAGGAGAGGGGGAUGAAUGAUGUGGGGUUAUCAGUCUGUCUGUGAACAAGGAGAGGGAGAUGAAUGAUGUGGGGUUAUCAGUCUGUCUGUGAACAAGGAGAGGGGGAUGAAUGAUGUGGGGUUAUCAGUCUGUCUGUGAAGGAGGAGAGGGAGAUGGAUGAAGUGGGGUUAUCAGUCUGUAUGUGAACAAGGAGAGGGAGAUGAAUGAUGUGGGGUUAUCAGUCUCUGAACAAGGGAAGGAGGAGAGGGGGAUGAAUGAUAUGGGGUUAUCAGUCUCUGUGUACAAGGGAAGGAGGAGAGGGGGAUGAAUGAUAUGGGGUUAUCAGUCUGUGAACAAGGGAAGGAGGAGAGGGGGAUGAAUGAUGUGGGGUUAUCAGUGCAGGUGACACUAUGUAAUGAGCUGACAAGUGAAGGGACUCAUCUCAGCUGUCUCUUGUUACUGUAGCUCUCCGUUGAUCUCUUUCCACCCCACUCCUCCCUACUCUACCUGCCUCUUCACUCUCUUUCCACCCCACCCCCUCCUACUCUACCUGCCUCUUCACUCUCUUUCCACCCCACCCCCUCCUACUCUACCUGUCUCUUCACUCUCUCUUUCCACCCCACUCCCUCCUACUCUACCUGCCUCUUCACUCUCUCUUUCCACCCCACUCCCUCCUACUCUACCUGCCUCUUCACUCUCUCUCUUUCCACCCCACUCCUUCCUACUCUACCUGCCCCUUCACUCUCUCUCUUUCCACCCCACUCGCUCCUACACUACCUGCCUCUUCACUCUCUCUUUCCACCCUAAUCCUUCCUACUCUACCUGCCUCUUCACUCUCUUUCCACCCCACUCUCUCCUACACUACCUGCCUCUUCACUCUCUCUUUCCACCCUAAUCCUUCCUACUCUACCUGCCUCUUCACUCUCUCUUUCCACCGUACUCCCUCCUACUCUACCUGCCUCUUCACUCUCUCUUUCCACCCCACUCCCUCCUACUCUACCUGCCUCUUCACUCUCUCUUUCCACCCCACUCCCUCCUACUCUACCUGCCUCUUCACUCUCUCUUUCCACCGUACUCCCUCCUACUCUACCUGCCUCUUCACUCUCUCUUUCCACCCCACUCCCUCCUACUCUACCUGUCUCUUCACUCUCUCUUUCCACCCCACUCCCUCCUACUCUACCUGCCUCUUCACUCUCUCUUUCCACCCCACUCCCUCCUACUCUACCUGCCUCUUCACUCUCUCUUUCCACCCUACUCCUUCCUACUCUACCUGCCUCUUCACUCUCUCUCUCUCUUUCCACCCCACUCUCUCCUACACUACCUGCCUCUUCACUCUCUCUUUCCACCCUAAUCCUUCCUACUCUACCUGCCUCUUCACUCUCUCCUUCCACUCCACUCCCUCCUACUCUACCUGCCUCUUCACUCUCUUUCCACCCUACUCCUUCCUACUCUACCUGCCUCUUCACUCUCUCUCUUUCCACCCCACUCCUUCCUACUCUACCUGCCUCUUCACUCUCUCUCUUUCCACCCCACUCCCUCCUACUCUACCUGCCUCUUCUCUCUCUCUCUCUCUCUCUCUCUCUCCUCUUUAUUCAUAUUUGGUCUGGUUGGAGGAGAGAUGAGCAGUUGAAGUGAUUACAUUUUUUUGAUAGUUAUCUAAUCAUGUAUAUCUAACGUAUGUUUAUUUUGUGUGAUUAUAUACAUUUUAUGUACAGUUGAAGUCAGAAGGUUACAUACACUUAGGUUGGAGUCAUUAACUUGAUUUUCAACCACUCCACACAUUUCUUGUUAACAAACUAUAGUUUUGGCACGUUGGUUAGGACAUCUACUUUGUACAUGACACAAGUCAUUUUUCCAACAAUUGUUUACAGACAGAUUAUUUCACAUAUAAUUCACUGUAUCACAACUCCAGUGGGUCAGACGUUUACAUACACUAAGUUGACUGUGCCUUUAAACAGCUUGGAAAAUUCCAGAAAAUGAUGUUAUAGCUUUAUAAGCUUCUGAUAGACUAAUUUACAUAAUUUGAGUCAAUUGGAGGUGUACCUGUGGAAGUAUUUCAAGGCCUACCUUCAAACUCAGUGCCUCUUUGCUUGACAUGGGAAAAACUAAAGAAAUCAGCCAAUACCUCAAAAGAAAAUAAUGUAGACCGCCACAAGUCUGGUACAUCCUUGGGAGCAAUUUCCAAAUGCCUGAUGGUACCACGUUCAUCUGUACAAACAAUAGUACGCAAGUAUAAACCCCAUGGGACCACGCAGCCGUCAUACCGCUCAGGAAGGACACGUGUUCUGUCUCCUAGAGAUGAACGUACUUUGUUGCGAAAAGUGCAAAUCAAUCCCAGAACAACAGCAAAGGACCCUGUGAAGAUGCUGGAGGAAACAGGUACAAAAGUAUCUAUAUCCACAGUAAAACGAGUUCUAUAUCGACAUAACCUGAAAGGCUGCUCAGCAAGGAAGAAGCCACUGCUCCAAAAGCGCCAUAAAAAAGCCAGACUACGGUUUGCAACUGCAGGUGGGGACAAAGAUUGUGCUUUUUGGAGAAAUGUUCUCUGGUCUGAUGAAACAAAAAUAGAACUGUUUGGCUAUAAUGACCAUCGUUAUGUUUGGAGGAGAAAAUGGGAUGCAUGUGGAACACCAUCACAAACUGUGAAGCACUGGUUUGGCAGCAUCAUGUUGUGGGGGUGCUUUGCUGCAGGAGGGACUGGUGUUCUUCACAAAAUAGAUGGCAUCACGAGGGAGGACAAUUAUGUGGAUAUAUUGAAGCAACAUCUCAAGACAUCAGUCAGGAAGUUAAAGCUUGGUCGCAAAUGGGUCUUCCAAAUGAACAAUGACCCCAAGCAUACUUCCAAAGUUGUGGCGAAAUGGCUUAAGGACAACAAAGUCAAGGUAUUGGAGUGGCCAUCACAAAGCCCUGACCUCAAUCCCAUGGAAGAUUUGUGGGCAGAACUGAAAAAGCGUGUGCGAGCAAGGAGGCCUACAAACCUGACACAGUUAUACCAGCUCUGUCAAGAGGAAUGGGCCAAAAUUCACCCAACUUAUUGUGAGAAGCUUGUGGAAGGCUACCCGAAAUGUUUGACCCAAGUUAAACAAUUUAAAGGCAAUGCUACCAAAUACUAAUUGAGUGAAUGUAAACUCCUGACCCACUGGGAACGUGAUGAAAGAAAUGAAAGCGGAGAUAAAUCAUUCUCUCUACUAUUAUGACAUUUCUCAUUCUAGUAAUAAAGUGGUGAUCCUAACUGACCUGAGACAGGGAAUUUUUACUAGGAUUAAAUGUCAGGAAUUGUGAAAACCUGAGUUUAAAUGUAUUUGGCUUAGGUGUAUGUAAACUUCCGACUUCAACUGUAUAUGUCAAGGUUAGGAUCAAUACCAUUUCAAUUCCAGUCAUUUCAGAAAGUGAACAAAUCCCAAAUUUCCCUCAUUGAAAAGUAUUGGAAGAGAAUUGGAAUUGAAAUAUCAGUGUACUUAAUCGACGUGGACAUUGAUUAAGGCAGCACCCUGCACCUCUGAUUCAGAGGGGUUUGAUGAAAUAAAUCCAGGAGACACAUUUCAGUUGAAUGCAUUGUGUUGUGCAACUGACUAGGUAUCUCGUUUCCCUUCCUGAAUUGAAAGGGAAUUGACCCUGAAGCUUUAUAUAUGUUUAUGAAUGCGUUUUACAUUUGCUAUGUAUGUUUUGUCUCCUUGAAUAUCGGCUGCAUUGAGAAAUUAAAUGAUUGAAAUGUG
This is a messenger RNA of Oncorhynchus masou masou (cherry salmon), 6080 nucleotides long. It is a transcript of the gene tab1, whose product is annotated as TGF-beta activated kinase 1/MAP3K7 binding protein 1. Gene Ontology annotation, cellular component: cytosol. The record is from RefSeq and is a predicted model, not a curated record. Bases 253 to 1668 code for a protein of 471 amino acids. Gene Ontology annotation, biological process: protein dephosphorylation. Gene Ontology annotation, molecular function: protein serine/threonine phosphatase activity. The transcript has 12 exons. Lineage: Eukaryota; Metazoa; Chordata; Actinopteri; Salmoniformes; Salmonidae.